UCGAUCUUGAGUCCUUGACCCUUCAGCGAGAAUUCGAGAGCACCACGGAAGACGUCUACGAGUCUCCGAUCUACCAUCACCAACGACACCAAUCCCAAGCUCCAACACCUCCGCCGCUCACCUCCGAAGCAUGUCGCGCCUCGUGCUGGCUAUUGGAGACCUCCACAUUCCAGACCGAGCAGCAGAUAUCCCAGCCAAAUUCCGGAAGCUCUUAGCACCCGGCAAGAUCGGCCAGAUCCUGUGUCUCGGCAACCUCACCGACAAAGAAACCUACGAGUUCCUCCGCGGCGUCGCUUCUGAUAUCCAGAUCGUCAAGGGUGACUUCGACGUCGAAGCACCCGGCUUGCCGAUUCACAAGGUUGUCGUCCAUGGAAGUCUCAGGAUAGGAUUUACCCAUGGCCACACGAUCGUGCCGCAGGCAGACAGCGAUAGCUUGUUAAUUGAGGCAAGGCGGUUGGACUGCGAUGUGCUCUUGUGGGGUGGAACGCAUCGGUUCGAGGCGUAUGAACUGGAGGGGAAGUUCUUUGUCAAUCCUGGAAGUGCGACUGGCGCGAUUUCCAGCGGGUGGUGGGCUGAGGGCGAGAGCCCGGUUCCGAGCUUCGUUCUGAUGGAUGUCCAAGGAAGUGUGCUCGUAAUGUACGUCUACCAGCUGCGUACGGACGAUAAGGGGAACGAGAGUGUAGCGGUGGAAAAGAUCACUUACAGGAAGGAUACACCGGGUGCUUAGAGCUGGGUAUCUGGAUAGAGUGAAUUCAUUACCACCUUUGCGGAAACAAUUUAGCGUUUGCCUUCCCUUGUAUGAUAGUAAUUGCACUGCCUCUUGCAUGAAUCAAUGGACUCCAGGGAAUUCCGAAGAUGG
This is a messenger RNA of Tricharina praecox, 859 nucleotides long. Its product is annotated as retrograde transporter. The transcript has 5 exons. NCBI's taxonomy places the organism in Eukaryota, Fungi, Ascomycota, Pezizomycetes, Pezizales, Pyronemataceae. Gene Ontology annotation, biological process: intracellular protein transport; retrograde transport, endosome to Golgi. The coding region runs from base 131 to 727 and encodes 198 amino acids. The record is from RefSeq and is a predicted model, not a curated record. Gene Ontology annotation, cellular component: endosome; retromer complex.